AUGUCAGCCGUCCUCUCACUGCUGCUAUGUGGCUGCAAAGAGGGAGACAUGUGCAAAGCUGAUUUCAAGUCUGGCAAUGCGCCUGAGAAGAUUCAGAUUGCUUGUGCGAGCAAGUCAACUCGAUCGGCAAGCACAGAGCAUUCGGACCGUACCACGUCUGGCACAUCCCAGGUGGCUGAACUUGACGAGAUCGAACGAAGAGUGUCACAUCUCGUCCAAAGCCUCUGCGAGGAGGAUGCAGCAGCACUGGUCGUGUGCCAUGUCAAGGGUAACAUGUACAAGAUUAAUGGACGCAGGGUGAGGUUAUCACUGUCGCGCAGAGCUGUGGUGAUGGUACAGGAGGACUUUGAUGCGCUUCCACUUGUACCUCUUGAGACUUACCUCCAGCAG
Messenger RNA from Symbiodinium necroappetens, 390 nucleotides. NCBI's taxonomy places the organism in Eukaryota, Dinophyceae, Suessiales, Symbiodiniaceae. The record is from the annotation of a GenBank genome assembly.